AUGUCCCAACUCACCAUGGUCUGGCUCCAGUCCAACAGUUUAACAGGGCCAAUUCCUGAUCUAUUCAACCUCAAGGUCCUUGAAUCCUUCGAGGGCCCCCUUCCGUCGUUCGCUAGCAAAUCCUUGAUUCAGUUGUUAUUAAGCAACAAUAAUCUCAUCGGUACAAUCCCUGAUAGCUUGGCUCAGAUCCAUAUUCUCAAAAUAUAUGAUGUCACUAAUAACAUUCUCAGUGGGAAUAUGCCAAAAUUUCAUAGCUCUAUUAAGAUUGAAACUGAUGGAAAUCCCAAUCUUUGUAAAAACUCUGACUCAGGAGGUGAAAGCUCUUCUCCAACAAGUGGAGCACCUAGUCCUCCAGAUAAACUAUCAAUUGUGGGUAUCAUCAUAGCUAUGGUGGUUCUUGUAGCUUGUCCAGUAGGACUUUUACUGCAUCACCCCAAGAAGAACUUGAAGAAAUUUGAACUUAGCAUUGAGAGUGUAAAUCCAUACCGUGAUGAACCUCAAAGCUUGCAUAUGUCUAUUCAAGCAUUGAAAACGACCACAAAUAAUUUCAGUGAGGAUUUUAUAUUGGGCAAGGGCUAUUUUGGAAUCAUUUACAAAGGGAAUCUAAGUGGAACAUUAAUUGUUGUGAAGAAAAGUAUAUCUGAUUUGAUGGGUCAAAAUGACCAACAAGAGCUCAAAAUAGAGAUUGAUGUUCUUAGAAAGAUGACUGAGGAUGAUCUCUAUGCCAGCAACAACAUACAUCAGAAGAGGAGGCAAGGGUGUCCAGAUAGAAGUGGGACUGCUCUCAAUAGCCGGAGCUCGGUGUUUAGCUGGAACAUCGAUGAUCCAGUAUCUGAAAUCUCAUGA
Molecule: messenger RNA, 846 nt
Organism: Zingiber officinale
Lineage: Eukaryota; Viridiplantae; Streptophyta; Magnoliopsida; Zingiberales; Zingiberaceae
Product: receptor protein kinase TMK1-like
Exons: 3
Coding region: 1-846 (281 amino acids)
Molecular function (GO): ATP binding; protein binding
Source: RefSeq, a predicted model, not a curated record